This is a messenger RNA of Cephus cinctus (wheat stem sawfly), 1129 nucleotides long. RefSeq names its product coiled-coil domain-containing protein 1-like. The annotation marks the transcript as partial. The transcript has 3 exons. The record is from RefSeq and is a predicted model, not a curated record. Lineage: Eukaryota; Metazoa; Arthropoda; Insecta; Hymenoptera; Cephidae.
AUGCAGCGUGAAAAACUUGAAGAGCAGAAAAACAUCUUGCGUCAAAUCGCUAAAGCUAGCGAUUCGAUCCGCAGAAAGCAUCGAAUGAUAAAAUUGGGUAAAGAGAAUGUCGAGCAUGCGAUGAGUGAGGUGUUCAAACCGGUAGUGACUCCACUGCAGAAACUGGUGAACGUAUUUCAAACAGAGCAUAAUACUAUAAAAGAUAAGAUUAAAGAUGAAAUCAAAGAUGAAAUGAAGCAUAAUGUAGGAAUGAAUGAUACGUUUGAAACAACAAAUGAAUCCUUUCAUACGCUCAAAAAUGAUUCCACUAUCGGGGAAAUCAGUGAUAUUCAAGAUGAUGAUAUUGAUGAUGAUGAUGAUGACGAUGAUGACGGUGAUGAUGGAUACAAGAAUGAUAUGGAUUUACCCGUUAAUCAAAACGAUUCGAUGCAACGAAAGCAUCGAAUGAUAAAAUUGGGUAAAGAGAAUGUCGAGCAUGCGAUGAGUGAGGUGUUCAAACCGGUAGUGACUCCACUGCAGAAACUGGUGAACGUAUUUCAAACAGAGCAUAAUACUAUAAAAGAUAAGAUUAAAGAUGAAAUCAAAGAUGAAAUAAAACAUAAUGUAGGAAUUAAUGAUACGUUUGAAACAACGAAUGAAUCCUUUAAUACGCUCAAAAAUGAUUCCACUAUUGGGGAAAUCAGUGAUAUUCAAGAUGAUGAUGAUGAUGAUAAUGAUGAUGAUUAUGAUGGUGAUGAUGGACACAAGAAUGAUGUGGAUUUACCCGUUAAUCAAAAUGAUUCGAUGCAACGGUAUCUUAGUAUGCUGCUAUCGAGGCAGAAUAAACAAUUGGAUACUACCUAUGGUGUGCGUAAACUUUCCAAGAAGAAGUUGAUGGUUGGAGAUUCACCUAUAAGUUUUGAGGGUGAUCAAAUCCAUAUAGGCGAUACCAGUUAUCCGAAAACUAACAGUUUGAUCGAACUCUUGUUUAGGAAGAUACCUAACGAGAAUCAUUCCUCUGUAACGGACAAAGGUAUCAUACCACGGUACAUGAUCGGUGCUAAGGACAGACUAACGGAUUACGUGUACUGGGACGAUCCUAAUGAAUUAGUAGACCGUCUUCGUUUGCUUCUUGCGUCACAGGAAGCAG